Messenger RNA from Phytophthora sojae, 372 nucleotides. RefSeq lists its product as hypothetical. Gene Ontology annotation, biological process: negative regulation of telomere maintenance via telomerase. The record is from RefSeq and is a predicted model, not a curated record. Gene Ontology annotation, cellular component: CST complex. Lineage: Eukaryota; Oomycota; Peronosporomycetes; Peronosporales; Peronosporaceae. Gene Ontology annotation, molecular function: single-stranded DNA binding; telomeric repeat DNA binding; telomerase inhibitor activity. The annotation marks the transcript as partial. The transcript is spliced from 3 exons.
AGGAUGGUGGCGCCGCCUGGAUGCUGUGAGAUCUGCCAGAUCGCCGAGGUGAUGGCGGACCCACAGCUCCAGAACCGGUCGGUGCGGAUCACUGGCAGACUGGAGGCGUACGACGCACAGCGCAAGCUGGCCAAGGUGUCGUUCCAGGACGUUUCCAUGACGGUGGAGACCCAGAGGAUGGCGCUGGGGAAUCUGCGCCUGCAGAUCGGCUCCAUGUACCAGUUUCUGGGCGAGACGUACUCCAGCAACCAGGGUGGGCAGACAGAAGUUCGACUGGUGGUUCGGGUGGGGCGCAACGUGGACAGCUUGGACAUUGACCUGUUCCUCGAGGCGCUGGCAAUGCGGCGGCAGUUCCUGGCAUCUCGAGGGUAA